AUGGCUCAAGACGGCAUGUUCAGCGCUAACCUCCUCUCCUCAGAGGUCAGCGCCGCUCUCCCCGAGGGUUAUACUCUGCGCGCUCUGCGAAAGUCAGACUUCAGCAGCGGUUUCCUCGACUGUCUGCGUGUCUUGACCACGGUUGGCGACAUCACCGAAGCCGACUUCGUCAAGCAGUACGAUGACAUGCUCGCUGCUGGCAGUUACUACAUUAUCAUCAUUGAGGAUACUUCGCGAGGCGACAAGCCUGUUGUUGGAACUGGCGCCUUGAUCACUGAGCGCAAGUUCAUUCACAGCCUGGGCGCCGUAGGCCACAUCGAAGAUAUCGCCGUCGCAAAGGACCAGCAGGGCAAGAAGCUCGGUCUCCGAAUUAUCCAAGCCCUCGACCAUAUCGCCGAGCAAGUCGGCUGCUACAAGAGCAUUCUCGACUGCAGCGAAGCCAACGAGGGUUUCUACGUCAAGUGUGGCUUCCGAAGAGCAGGCCUCCAGAUGGCCCACUACUAUGAGGGCUCAAAGGGUAAAUCCCAGUGA
Molecule: messenger RNA, 531 nt
Organism: Fusarium tjaetaba
Lineage: Eukaryota; Fungi; Ascomycota; Sordariomycetes; Hypocreales; Nectriaceae
Product: glucosamine-phosphate n-acetyltransferase
Exons: 2
Coding region: 1-531 (176 amino acids)
Biological process (GO): UDP-N-acetylglucosamine biosynthetic process
Cellular component (GO): Golgi apparatus; endoplasmic reticulum; endoplasmic reticulum-Golgi intermediate compartment
Molecular function (GO): monosaccharide binding; glucosamine 6-phosphate N-acetyltransferase activity
Source: RefSeq, a predicted model, not a curated record